Amorphotheca resinae ATCC 22711 is the source of this 822-nucleotide messenger RNA. RefSeq lists its product as hypothetical. Lineage: Eukaryota; Fungi; Ascomycota; Leotiomycetes; Helotiales; Amorphothecaceae. Gene Ontology annotation, molecular function: zinc ion binding; oxidoreductase activity, acting on single donors with incorporation of molecular oxygen; ferrous iron binding. The transcript has 2 exons. The coding region runs from base 1 to 822 and encodes 273 amino acids. The record is from RefSeq and is a predicted model, not a curated record.
AUGCCAGCGCCCGUCAUCGCGGUCUGCCAUGGCGGCGGUCCCAUGCCCGUCAUGGGCGACCCGAGCCACGCCGAUCUGAUCAAGUCGAUGACCGAGAAGGUGCCCAAGAUUCUCGGCCUGGGGACGCCGAAUGCCCCGCGGGCCAUCGUCCUGGUGACGGCGCAUUGGAGCGAGCGGCGGCCGACUAUUAGCAAUGGCAACAAACAUAAGCUCUACUACGACUACGGCGGAUUCCCUCCCGAGACCUACAAGCUGAAGUACGAUGCGCCGGGGAGCCCAGAGGUGGCCAAGGAGGUCUACGAGGCGCUGGAGAAGGCCGGCCUCAACCCCCAAUUGGAUGGUGAGAGAGGCUGGGACCACGGUGUCUUCAUCCCAAUGCUCCUCAUCAACCCCAAAGCGAACGUUCCCAUCGUCCAACUCUCCGUCCUCGCCUCCGACUCUCCCGCACAGCACUUCGCCAUGGGCCGGGCACUGGCUCCCCUACGCGAGAAAGGAGUCGCCAUCGUCGGGUCCGGGAUGCCGACCUUCCACAACCUGCGGAUCAUGUUCUCGGGACUGGCGAACGACCGGGGCUUCAAGGCGCGGAAUGCACAGUUCAGCGACGCGCUGACGAAGGCGGUCACAUCAGAGAAUAUCGAGGAGCGGGGCAAGCUGCUGGAGGGCUGGAGAGACUGGGUCGGCGCGAAAGAGGCACAUCCCGCUGGUGGGGUGGAGCAUUUCCUGCCGCUGGUCGUGUGCGCGGGCGCUGGGGGAGAGGGAAAGGCAGAGCACUUUGCCGAUGAGGUUAUUGGCACAAAGCAGUACUCUUACUACUGGAAAUAG